Ostreococcus lucimarinus CCE9901 is the source of this 1140-nucleotide messenger RNA. It is a transcript of the gene TAB2, whose product is annotated as psaB translation factor. The annotation marks the transcript as partial. Gene Ontology annotation, molecular function: RNA binding. NCBI's taxonomy places the organism in Eukaryota, Viridiplantae, Chlorophyta, Mamiellophyceae, Mamiellales, Bathycoccaceae. The transcript has a single exon. The record is from RefSeq and is a predicted model, not a curated record.
UUGGCUAUCCACACAUCCUAUCCAACCGCGCGCCAUCGCGCCACUUCCAUUCGCGUCUUCGCGUUUCCGCGCCCGAGCGCUCGCGCGCAUCGAACGAUGGAAGCCAUGUCGUGCGUCACGCGCGCCCGCAUCGCGUGCGUCGCACCCACGGCGUCGAAACCGCGCGCAUCGUGCGCCGCCGCCCGACGAUCGAUGACGACACCCAUCGCGCAGCCGCGAUCGUCCACGAAACGCACCGCCGUGACGUCGAACGCGACGAACGAAGCGACGGAGAGCGAGAUAAAAAAGCUCACCACGGAUUGGCAGAUCGAUUUCUGCUCUCGACCGCUUCGUGACGAUCGAGGGAAGAAGGUUUGGGAACUCUUGGUGACGGACGACGCGAGAACCUUUGAGCACGCGGAGUACUUUCCGAAUAAUCGAAUCAAUAGCGUUGAACUGGCGCGAGCGCUCGAACGAGUGAUGGCGGAAAAGAAGGAAAAACCGAGACGAUUCAAGUUCUUUCGGGCGCAGAUGCAGACGAUCAUCUCUAGGGCGUGCAAUGAGGUUGACGUCCAACCGUUGGCGAGCCGUCGAUGCCAGACGAUGACCAAGUGGCUGAACGAACGAGUGGAGAAUGUGUACAAGAAACAUCCCGGGUACGAUGCCAGUGCGCCUCCGUUGAUGGCGUUCGAAGCAACGGCACCGAAGCGAUUGCCCGAUGCGUUGAGAGGGGAGUCGUGGGCGUUCGUCGCGUUGCCUUUGGUCGGGGUGCGGGAAGAGAUGGAACAAGUCAAGCGAGGACGCGUCUUUGGCGCGACGUUGGAAAUUGAUGAAAACUUACCGGACGAUACGUUAAUUCCCGGAAUCGCGGUGUACACGUCUCGUGCUGCCGCGCUCGCGGGAUGGACAAAGGGUUUAGAGCUCGCGUGCAUCUCUUCCGACACGCAAACGAGCUCAAUCGUGUUGGAAACUGGGGUGAAUGAUUCGUGGUCGUACGCGUUUUUCCGCAAGUCGCCCGAGUUGACCAAAGAGGCCAAGGAGUGGGAGGAAGUAAAGCGCGCGUGCAAUGGGUUACAUUUCCUCGCCAUUCAAACCGACGAGGAAGCGGAGGCGACGGAUGGGUUUUGGAUAUUGCAAGACUCUGACCCCGCGAAAUUUUAG